AAUUUUCCUUGGUUUGAUGUUUGAACGUCCCACCAUUGGAUGUGUAUUUUUCCCGUCUUUCUCGAGUUUUCAUCUAUUUAUUAGCUCAUUGUGGAGAUCAAAGUUCAGACUAGAGCAAAAGCCAGAGCCAAAAGAACUCAACCUCCUGUAAUGACAAAAGCAGUUCCAAUAUUCAUCCAUUUCUCUUUAUACAUCACAUUUUCCUUCUUUCUCAACCAUGCAAACUCCCAAGCUCAAGAACAAGGAAUCCUACUAAACCUGAAACAACUCUGGGGAAAUCCAGAAUCACUCAGACACUGGAUUCCAACAAACUCCUUCUCCCAUUGUUCCUGGCCUGAGAUCACUUGCUCCAACGACUCUAUCAUUGGAUUAUCCUUCAGAGAUUACAACAUCAAUGGAACAGUCCCACCCUUUAUUUGCAACCUCAAGAACCUCACAACAUUUGAUGUUUAUAACAACAGUUUCCACUCAACGGAGUUCCCGAGAACUCUUUACAACUGUUCGAAGCUGGAAAUUCUUGACCUCUCGCAGAACUACUUUUAUGGUGCAAUCCCCGAUGACAUUCACCGCAUGUCUCUGCUUCGAGAGCUAGACCUUGGAGGCAACAACUUCAACGGUAACAUCUCAGCAUCUAUUGGGCAGUUGACAGAAUUGAGGAAACUCAUUCUUGUCCAAUGUCCGUUUACCGGUACUUUCCCACUAGAAAUUGGAAACUUGUCCAAUCUCGAGGAACUAGGAUUGGCCUAUAAUUCUAAGAUGGUGCCAACGAUGCAUUCAGAGUUUGGAAAGUUGAAGAAGUUGAAGCUUUUAUGGAUGGCUGGGACGAAUUUGAUCGGGGAAAUCCCAAACACAAUUGGAGAAAUGGCAGCUCUAGAACAUUUGGAUUUGUCGCAAAAUAACUUGACCGGUAAGAUCCCUGAUAGUUUGUUUAUGCCAAAGAAUCUAACGAUUGUUUACCUUUACAAAAACAAAUUGUCUGGAGAGAUUCCUCGGGUGGUCGAGGCUUUGAACCUUGAUGUCAUCGAUCUCUCAGAAAAUAUGUUGACAGGGACAAUUCCAUAUGAUUUUGGAAAGCUUAGAAAUUUGACGGAUCUGGCUUUGUUUCUCAAUCAGUUAUCUGGAAAAAUCCCAAAUAAUAUUGGUCAUCUUCCGAUGCUGAUACAUCUCAAGUUAUUUAACAACAAUUUUUUAGGGAGUUUGCCUCCAGAACUAGGGAGGUAUUCUAUGUUCGAAAGGGUUUGGGUUUCAACCAAUAGCCUUGCAGGCCAAUUGCCUGAACACUUAUGUUACAAUGGGAAGUUGGUGGACGUGGUAGCUUAUGAAAACCAGCUCGUUGGAGAAUUGCCCAAGUCGCUUGGAACUUGCAGCAGUUUGGAAUUAGUCAAGAUAUAUAGAAAUAAGUUUUCUGGAAAUAUUCCAAGUGGUCUUUGGACAUCAUCGAAUCUAAAAAUGUUGAUGCUAAGUGAUAAUUCUUUUACAGGCGAGCUUCCUGAGAGAUUGGCAUGGAAUCUUUCACGAUUAGAGAUGAAUAACAACAGGUUUUCGGGUAAAAUUCCACAGGGAGUGUCUAACUGGAGGAAUUUGUUGGUGCUCAUGGCUAGUAAUAACCACUUCAAUGGCACGAUUCCUCGAGGUCUUUCUCGUUUGACAAUUCUUUUGCUUGAUCGAAACCGACUUCCGGGCUCAAAUCAUCUGAUUGGAAGCAUCCCAAGUGAAUUCGAGAAUGAUGCAUAUUCCUACAGCUUCUUGAACAAUCCUGGUCUAUGUGCUAAUAGACCAUCUCAAUCCUUAACUGCAAGAACUGCAAUUCCCUCUGCCAAAAGUCGAGCAAAACUUUUGUUUGGAUCAUAUGUUUGGUGUUAG
This is a messenger RNA of Juglans microcarpa x Juglans regia, 1863 nucleotides long. RefSeq names its product receptor-like protein 52. Gene Ontology annotation, molecular function: protein binding. The transcript has a single exon. The record is from RefSeq and is a predicted model, not a curated record. Bases 151 to 1863 code for a protein of 570 amino acids. NCBI's taxonomy places the organism in Eukaryota, Viridiplantae, Streptophyta, Magnoliopsida, Fagales, Juglandaceae.